UUUUAAAUGAGUGGCUACCUGUUGCUCUUGGUGUCACUUUUGGCACUGCACAGCUCGUUGGCUCUCAAGAAUUUGGAUGAGCCCAGAUGGAAGUCGUUUAGUGAUGCCGAAUUGGCAUGUGCCAAUUAUUUGCUCAUUACCAAUGAAACACUCCAGCGGUACCAUAGCAGCGGAUAUCCAAAUGAACGGAGUGUUUGGAAGCUUAUGUACUGUAUAUUUAUUGAGUUGCACGCGUGGAAUGAAAAUCGUCAGGAGGUUAAGGACUACGUGUUCAGUCAGUUCUUUAUUCCAUCUACGACCGAUUGUCAAUACAAACAGCAUACCGAAGAAUGCCUCGAUCAGAACGUGAAGCCCCUGAACACAACUGAUACACUUGGACGAGCGUACCAAACGUUCCAGUGCUAUUACCAAAACUACGCUGGAAUCAGUGACGAAGUGAAAUGGAUUCCAUAUCAUUUCAGUGAAAUCGUGCAAACAGAUAUUGAUUGUAUGCACAUCGAAAGUCUCUCGCCGGAAUCGCUGUUGGACUUCUGUCAAGGCCGCGUAGCGUCAAAUCCAGACUAUCCAGCGCUGGCGUACUGUUUCUUCGUACGGACCGGUAUCUACAACAAAACAACUGGAAUGGAUCUAGAGAAGCUGUAUGUGCAGUUCGGUUCCAAACCACUGCUCCAUGAGCACACCAAGUUAUGCGUAGCUGAAGUGGCCGAACAGUACUGCAAGGAACCGGAGCGAAUCGGACACAUUCUUUUGGACUGUUUAAUCCAAUACCUUCCGGCUACGCUUGAUAUCGGCACGGCUGCCAGCGAUGCACUGGGAAAUCCUCCGGAGUGUGUCAUUCUUCCAAGUCCGCCACCAAAAACUCAACCAUGCUACAAUGGACCGUGCGUUUAGGGAAGGUAUAUUUGCGGUUUGCCGUAAUAGAGAGUUUUAAAUAAAGCUGUAUUCAUUGCACACUGUUUGCUACAGAUCUCCGUCAAAUUGGCUAGUCAUUCUCUUGUUAAAAAAAAACUUACAUUGUGCGCCAAAGAAAGUUUGUUUGUACUAGGUAUGACGACACUGUUUUCAUUCCGCUAUCUAGACCAAAUAUCAUUUUGGUGUCACACCUCUUUUGUUGAAACUGUUCUCAGCGUCAAUUUUAUAACCACUGCAUUUUGUUUUUUUUUUGUGUUUCAUAAUUGUGCAUGAAUUAUUUUGCUGAUUACAAUGUUUGUGCUUUCUUAUGCAAUUCAUUAAAAAGCAUUUGAUAAGAUUUUUUCUGUAGGUACCUCUAUAGUCAUGCACACAUACAGGCAGUACUAAAAUUAAUUCUCGAAAAUGAUAUAAAUUCACGUAGGUAUCUGGACUGAGCACACUUUACAAAAAUGCUUGAAUGAGUUGCUAUAGUUAAGACAUUUGACCUAUAUU
Molecule: messenger RNA, 1404 nt
Organism: Ochlerotatus camptorhynchus
Lineage: Eukaryota; Metazoa; Arthropoda; Insecta; Diptera; Culicidae
Product: general odorant-binding protein 69-like
Exons: 1
Coding region: 7-891 (294 amino acids)
Molecular function (GO): odorant binding
Source: RefSeq, a predicted model, not a curated record